This is a messenger RNA of Botrytis porri, 869 nucleotides long. RefSeq lists its product as uncharacterized. The transcript is spliced from 4 exons. Gene Ontology annotation, cellular component: nucleosome. Gene Ontology annotation, molecular function: DNA binding; structural constituent of chromatin; protein heterodimerization activity. The record is from RefSeq and is a predicted model, not a curated record. Bases 194 to 604 code for a protein of 136 amino acids. Lineage: Eukaryota; Fungi; Ascomycota; Leotiomycetes; Helotiales; Sclerotiniaceae.
UCAGAUCACGACUUUUGAUGGCUCUUGUUGAUAAAUGUUCGUCCCCAUUCCCAUCUUCUUUUAAUCCAAAACAUCUCUUCUCCAUCCACGCAAAACUUUCGAAAAAACACUUUCUAGAAUUCUUCGUUGAAUCAAUUUCAUCCAUCAACUUAACCACUUCCCAAAUCAAUUUUACUUUCUAAACACUUUCAAGAUGACUGGAGGAAAAUCUGCUGGAGGAAAGGCGGGAACUACCAAGAACGCUCAAUCCCGUUCAUCCAAGGCUGGUCUUGCAUUCCCAGUUGGUCGUGUUCACCGUCUUCUCAGAAAGGGUAACUACGCUCAACGUGUUGGUGCUGGUGCCCCUGUCUACCUCGCUGCAGUUCUUGAGUACCUCGCGGCUGAAAUCCUUGAGUUGGCCGGUAACGCUGCCCGCGACAACAAGAAGACCCGUAUUAUCCCACGUCAUCUCCAACUCGCCAUCAGAAACGAUGAGGAAUUGAACAAGCUUUUGGGACAUGUUACAAUCGCACAAGGUGGUGUCUUGCCAAACAUUCAUCAAAACCUUCUUCCAAAGAAGACCGCCAAGACUGCCAGUGGAAAGCCUGCCAGUCAAGAGCUAUAGAUUUUCGUUUCUGGGUUGUUGGCUUGAGAUGGUCUGCUUUUAUGAUAAUGGGGUGUCGUAUGGGUAUGGGUUUAUGGUUAUUUUUUCGCGUUCCGGUUGUACAUUAAAAUCCAUGGCAAUGGAUUAGGAUUGCUUUCUGAAUCAAUCUUAUGAAUGAAAAAUCCGAAUGAUCAUUCUUCAUUAUUUUCCAGAAUACUCCACUUCCCUACUCGAUCAAUGCAAUGUAACAUGAGCAUUAGGCGUGGAGUUUGAUAUUUGACGCGAG